GGUGAACCGACCGACGGCGAAAGCGGGAGCCCCGAGCAUCUGUUGAAGAUCACAGGUUCGCUCGACAGAUCAGUCGAUAAAUCGGCCUCCCUCCCUCCCCAUCCAUGUGUGUUGCUUUCGUGCAUGUUGCAGGCAGGCAGGCAAGCAUGGCCAUGGUGAGCAUGAGCAACGACACCAAGCCGCUUCUCCGCUUCCCCUCCGGAGCCUACCACACGCUGUCUCGGGAGGGAUAUGGGGACGUGGCGACAGAGGACCACACAGUCAAGCUCGACAUUUUCUACUUCCUCGACGGCUUCGGCAAGGACAAGGCGGUGCGAGAGCAGCGGGGUGUGGCGUGCCGUGUGGGAGACAGGACUGGGUGGCUGCGGGAGGCGGUGCUGUCGAUGCGGGUUGGGGAGGUCAGGCAAAUCGUCCUGGGGGUGCUCUUUGUCGAGGUGCACUUGCUCGCCAUCCUGUGAGUGAGCGAGCCAGCGACCGAUCAGCGAGCGAGGGAGCAAGCGACUUCUUGCGUGGCUGCAUCUAUGCGUGAUUGCAAUGCAUGGACGCAGAUUGACGACCGUCUGUCUGCACGGGGCAAGCAGGACUAGCUUAUAGUUUGGAUGGCGGUUUUGUGUGGGGUCACGCUUUUGUUGAGAUCAGCGAGAGGGAGGGAGGGAGGCAUGUCUGCGUCAGUAUCAUGCUUAAUCGUUGCCCCUGUUGACUCGCUUCCUCGUCUGUCUGUCUGUCUCUCUGUGCCGCAUGCCCUGGGGGAUGGCUGGGUGGCCAUGAGUCCAUCGGUGGCUUGUCUGUCGCCGUGCGUUCAUACACAGGCAUAGGGGC
Vitrella brassicaformis is the source of this 819-nucleotide messenger RNA. Lineage: Eukaryota; Vitrellaceae. The record is from the annotation of a GenBank genome assembly.